This is a messenger RNA of Aspergillus nidulans FGSC A4, 2299 nucleotides long. RefSeq names its product putative C2H2 finger domain protein (gene zfpA). The coding region runs from base 207 to 2099 and encodes 630 amino acids. Gene Ontology annotation, cellular component: nucleus. The transcript is spliced from 3 exons. The record is from RefSeq and is a predicted model, not a curated record. Lineage: Eukaryota; Fungi; Ascomycota; Eurotiomycetes; Eurotiales; Aspergillaceae.
CUUCGUGCCCUUUUGACUGGUUCUCUGUGGACUUGGCCAAUUGCCAAAGUGUACAGGCCAGCGCGACGCGGUAUUGGCAAUCUAGUACAUAUAGCGUGCUAUAGUGCCCUUGCGAACCCGCUUCUCGGCCGCAGCUUGUCUCUGCCAAACCGUCCUGAAAACCGCCUAUUUCCUUUCGACUCUCAUCGCGAUCCAACACCGUCAAAAUGAUGGCACUAGAGCCUUCAAGGCAACAUCAGGGGCCAUACUUCCAGGACUACUCCAUUGAUCCUGCCCUGGUCGACUCCUUCAGUUUCGUGGACAGCCUUGGUGCAUAUGGUCCCGACUUGACCCAGCCUUCCUUUCAGAAUACUGGGUUCGGUGAUUCAUAUACUGACAUGGGCAAACAAAAUUUUCCCGUUACCACUUCAGAGGGGUUUCUGUCUGGUGUGUCGACCGCUUCCGGUCCUUCGAUUGCCAGCGCUUCUUCAUCAGCCAUGGGCUCGCCUUACUCGGCAAAUACGCAAACCUUUCAAGAGGAUUGGGUUGACACAACCCACGGUUUGAGCCAUCCUACUGCAGUCAUGGGAGAUUUGUUUUCCAACGAGAGUAUGGUAAACACUUUUGACGCGGAGGGGUUUUACCAAAAGAAAUCAGAUAGCUUUGUUGACCCCUCUCUUAUCCAGCCCAUGCAGCAACCGCAACUCACUCUUACUCCUCCCGCCAUUUCAUACCCUGAACAGCCCGACUACAACCUGGCCCCAACCAGCUUCUACCCUCAGUCUCCGGAACCUUCUCGAUUUCACUAUGCAGAAAAUUACAUGCCGAAGCAAUCAUUCCCGCAACAAUCCAACCUCGCCCCUCCCUCGCCAAUACCCUCAGGCCCUCACUCUCGCCCUGCGUCUAUAUAUGAUCGCCGGUCGUCGAUAUCAUCCAUACACUCUCGUCCUUCACAAGCAAGCCCAGCUCCCAGCGGUGCUGAAUUCGAAGGCGAUGUCAAGGAGAAGGGACGUUGCCCUCAUCCCGACUGCGGGCGUGUUUUUAAAGACUUGAAGGCCCACAUGCUCACCCAUCAAUCGGAACGACCCGAAAAGUGUCCGAUUGUGACCUGCGAGUACCACAUCAAGGGCUUUGCCCGUAAAUAUGACAAGAACAGACACACUCUCACCCACUACAAGGGCACGAUGGUCUGCGGCUUCUGUCCCGGCUCCGGCUCUCCCGCGGAGAAGAGUUUCAACAGGGCCGACGUGUUCAAGCGCCAUCUAACCUCAGUUCAUGGUGUGGAGCAGACCCCACCAAACUGCCGCAAGAAGAGCCCGGCUGCCUCUUCUGCUAAGAGCGUCUCGGACUACUGCCAAGAUGCGACGGGCAAGUGCUCCACUUGCUCAGGCACCUUCAGCAACGCACAGGACUUCUACGAGCAUCUCGACGACUGUGUCCUCCGCGUUGUGCAGCAAGAGGAACCCAGCGAGGCGAUCAACCAACAAAGACUUGCAGAAGUCGAGUCGGAUGAGGAAGUCCAGAAGACAAUGGAAAAGCACAGGCUACUCGACACGGCUGGCUCCGUUGAUCAAUACGACGAUGAAAACGAUGACGACGACGAUGAUGACUCUGACGAUCGACGACCAGCCAAGUCUGCCAAAACCGGCAAAAAUUCCCGCGUGAUUCUGGGCGCCAACAACGCCAUUAGCAAGUCUUGCUCAAACAACAAUAGUAAAAACCGUCUCACCGCGUCCAAACGACGCAACAACCGCGACCACUACCCACAGUCCUGGGGCUGCCCCAGCCGCAAUAUCAAGAUGAAGAAGCGUGUCCUCUGCGUCUUCGACGGCCAGCGCCGCCUUUGGAAGGACGAAAUGAUGCUCGACAAUGAGUUCGAGGUCCGGCUAAAGCUCCCCGGUGGUGCUGGAGACGGCACAAACCGCGAAGCUUAUAUCACCGACCUGGAUGUCGAGACGCUUAAGCGCGCCAACGGGAUCCUCGGUGCUACUGAGGAGGAACGUGGCGCUUGGACUGAAGGAACUGGAGGGCAGCUCAUUGGACAGCCAGCGAUGCUACUCCCUGACUUCUCCCAGAACCAGGAGGGGGAUGUCGUGGAUAUUGACGAGUUGAUGGCUUGAUUUGCGAGCUGGAAUUGGUUUGUUUUCUUAUAUGCAUGAUGAUAGCGGCAUUUUGGAUAACUUGAUUGAUACCACUGCGUUGAUUGUUUUAUUAAUCAAAAAAGACAUGUACUUAUAUAAAGGCUGGACCUUGAUGGCAACUUCUUCGCCUACGUGAUGUUAUAUGCUUCUAUAUUUCUUUAAUAAACUGUGAGACGAGA